CCUCGCCUCGUGCCUCCCAGAACCUUCCAGGCGGCUGUUGUCCGGCUUGCGCUGUCAGAAUGAUCGGCCAGCAGGUGUUAGUGCUCAACCAGAACGUGAAGAGAGAGUCAGGACGUAAAGUCCAGACUGGAAACAUCAAUGCUGCAAAGACCAUCGCAGAUGUGAUCAGGACCUGCCUUGGCCCUCGGGCCAUGAUGAAGAUGUUGCUCGACCCCACAGGAGGAAUCGUGAUGACCAACGAUGGAAACGCCAUCCUCAGAGAGAUCCAGGUUCAGCAUCCUGCAGCCAAGUCCAUGAUAGAGAUCAGCCGCACGCAGGAUGAGGAGGUGGGAGACGGGACCACGUCCGUCAUCAUACUGGCUGGGGAGAUGUUGUCUGUAGCAGAGCAGUUUCUGGAGCAGCAGAUGCAUCCGACCGUCAUCAUCAGCGCCUACAGACAGGCCCUGGAGGACAUGCUGGAGACGCUGAAGGAGAUCAGCACCCCUGUGGACACGGCAGACCGCUCCAUGAUGCUCAAGAUUGUCCACUCUGCCAUCAACACCAAAGCUCUGAGUCGCUGGUCUGAACUGGCCUGCAGCAUCGCUCUGGACGCUGUCCGAACCGUGGAGUUGGACGAUAAUGGCCGCAAAGAGAUCGACAUCAAGAAGUACGCCAAGGUGGAGAAGGUUCCAGGUGGGAUCAUCGAGGACUCGUGCGUCCUGAGAGGAGUGAUGGUCAACAAAGACGUAACCCACCCCAGGAUGAGACGGAUGAUCAAAGACCCUCGAAUUGUCCUGCUGGACUGUUCUCUGGAGUACAAGAAGGGAGAGAGCCAGACGGACAUUGAGAUCAGCAAGGAGGAGGACUUUGCCAGGAUCCUGCAGAUGGAGGAGGAAUACAUCCAGCAGAUCUGCGAGGACAUCAUCCGUCUCAAACCAGACCUGGUCUUCACUGAGAAAGGCAUCUCAGAUCUGGCUCAGCACUACCUGGUGAAGGCAAACAUUACCGCCAUCCGCCGCGUGAGGAAGACCGACAACAACCGCAUCGCCAGGGCGUGCGGGGCUCGUAUUGUCAGCCGGACCGACGAGCUGCGUGAGGAAGACGUUGGUACGGGGGCGGGGCUCUUUGAGGUGAAGAAGAUCGGUGAUGAGUAUUUCACCUUCGUCACCGAGUGUAAAGAUCCUAAAGCCUGCACCAUCCUGCUGAGAGGAGCCAGCAAGGAGAUCCUGGCUGAGGUGGAGAGGAACCUGCAGGACGCCAUGCAGGUGUGUCGGAACGUGCUGCUGGACCCCUUCCUGUUGCCGGGCGGCGGUGCCGUGGAGAUGGCGGUUUCGAAGCGUCUGACGGAGCGUUCCCGCGCUCUGACCGGCAUCGAACAGUGGCCAUACCGCGCUGUCGCCCAGGCUUUGGAGGUCAUCCCCCGAACCCUGAUCCAGAACUGCGGAGCCUCCACCAUCCGAGUUCUGACCUCUCUGAGGGCCAAACACACUCAGGACAACAGUGUGUGCUGGGGCGUGGACGGAGAGACCGGCUGUCUGUCUGACAUGUCGUCUCUGGGGAUCUGGGAGCCGCUCGCCGUCAAAGCUCAGACCUACAAGACCGCAGUCGAGACGGCCAUCUUGUUGCUGCGUAUCGAUGACAUCGUCUCCGGUCACAAGAAGAAAGACAAAGAAGAGCAAAUGGGAGGACAGGGAGCCGAGUAGGUCCACGUCAGUCCAGAUCCAGAUCACUCCGACAGGAUGUGUGUGUUUGUUUGUGUGUGUGUGGGACCAGACGACUCACUGAAACUUAAAGUAACUGUCAAUAAAGUCAGAGUUCGAAACCUG
Molecule: messenger RNA, 1805 nt
Organism: Toxotes jaculatrix (banded archerfish)
Lineage: Eukaryota; Metazoa; Chordata; Actinopteri; Toxotidae
Gene: cct3
Product: chaperonin containing TCP1, subunit 3 (gamma)
Exons: 14
Coding region: 60-1682 (540 amino acids)
Biological process (GO): protein folding
Cellular component (GO): chaperonin-containing T-complex
Molecular function (GO): ATP hydrolysis activity; ATP binding; ATP-dependent protein folding chaperone
Source: RefSeq, a predicted model, not a curated record